AUGGGUUUCAACGCCACCGUCCUCUACCCGAACGAGCCCGACACCACCUUCGACAUGAAAUACUACCUGUCGAACCACAUGCCGCUCGUGGAAGAGCGGUUCAAGAAAUACGGCCUGAAAUCCUGGGAAGUUAUUCAAUUCUAUGACACAGCAGCUGGAGGGUCAUCUGCGCAGCAGCAAAAGCAAAGCGGCGAGGAAAAACCACCCUUCGUUACCGGUUGUACAUUGGUCUGGGACAGUCCCGACCAGCUGGGAGCGGCGAUGAGUUCCGAGGACGCCAAACCCGUCUUGGACGAUAUCAAGAACUUUUGUAAUAAGGGUCCUGUGUUUCUGGGCGGUCAGGUCGUGGGCAAGUCUUCGACGUGA
Messenger RNA from Exophiala dermatitidis NIH/UT8656, 366 nucleotides. RefSeq lists its product as uncharacterized. Bases 1 to 366 code for a protein of 121 amino acids. The transcript has a single exon. NCBI's taxonomy places the organism in Eukaryota, Fungi, Ascomycota, Eurotiomycetes, Chaetothyriales, Herpotrichiellaceae. The record is from RefSeq and is a predicted model, not a curated record. Gene Ontology annotation, molecular function: oxidoreductase activity.